Messenger RNA from Ostrinia furnacalis (Asian corn borer), 1920 nucleotides. RefSeq lists its product as uncharacterized. Bases 193 to 1314 code for a protein of 373 amino acids. Lineage: Eukaryota; Metazoa; Arthropoda; Insecta; Lepidoptera; Crambidae. The record is from RefSeq and is a predicted model, not a curated record. The transcript is spliced from 2 exons.
GCGGGAAACGUUGAACGCGACGGGCGUCUUUUUUGGUUCAAAAGUUUUGUAAAUUUGUUUUAGCAUAUAAAUAGAUCAGUAUUGUAUAGUGUUCUUGUAAAUUUAUUGUUUUGUGUAUAUAUUUUAUGUAGAUAGUGUUUAAAUCUUGCUGUACUACCGGUGAGUCUAUUUAUUUAAUUACUUGGAGCCGCAAUGAACGACCCGCCCGAUCCGGGCGGUUCUCUGCCGCCCGAUGAAAUUUCCCUUGAUGCUAGUAAUGUUCCGCCGGCGGGUCAUUUCGUUACGGUUACAUCUAACCAUGGUUGGGAAUCCGAUAAUUCCACAUCGGGUUCAACAGCUUGCCCUCGCAAGCGUAGCCGUAAUAAGAAAAGUCGUAAACAUCAGGCUAAAAUUGAACGUAGACUUCUUGCUAAAAAUAUGACAGAAGAAUCUACUGAUAUGGAUCACCAAGAUGUUCCACAGACACAGCAAAAGGUCAUUGCACCUGCAACUAGUAUCUCUGACUUGCCUCCGUCCAACCCUACUCCAAUUGCUCGUAAUCUGUAUAAUGAAUCAGACAGUGCGCCCUACGUAGUCCAUGUUCAGAAGAUCGAAACUAGCCCAAAUGAAGGUCCGUCAAUGCACGCACUCUCAUUUGGGAAAUUCCUGAAACAGAAUUCCUUUCAAUGUAUAGUUAAUGGUAGUGUAAAGCAAAUUGGCCGGAACAAAAUUUCGAUUUCAUUCUCGAACUUCAACCAUGCGAACCUGUUUUUAACUCACAAUAGUUUAGUGACCAAAAACUACAAAGCCUUCAUUCCCUCCUUUAAUGUUACAAGGAUGGGCCUUGUGAGAAGUAUACCAGCGGAUUGGUCACCGGAGGAAAUAAUUGAAAACAUUACAGUACCAGAUGAUUGUGGUAAAAUUAUAAAAGUUAGGCGGCUGAAUUACAAAGUCUUUGUGGAUGGUGCUCCUAUUUGGAAACCAUCUCAAUCCAUUGUAUUAACUUUUGAUGGACAAGUAUUACCUAAGCGCAUAUUUAUGUGUUAUAAUGCCUUACCUGUAGAGCUUUACAUUUUUCCCACUAUCCAGUGUUAUAAUUGUUGCCGUUUUGGACACACAAAAGUUCAAUGUCGUUCCAAAGCAAGAUGCUUCAAGUGUAGCCAAGGUCAUGCUGGCGACACAUGCCAAACUGACGAAAUUAAAGCAUCAUGCUGUUUGUGUUCUGGGUUCCACUAUGCCACAAGUAAAUCCUGCCCUGAAUUUCUAAUAACUCCAUGUCAUAUGCAGAAGCCUCAAAAAUUCAUCCACCAGUAUCCAAGUCUUAUGCAGACAUAGUUACAGCAAAAUCGAAUUCCCAAAUAGUACAGGAUAAGUCUCCUAAUCUUGUUUCAUCCUACAAAAAAACGGUAUACAAAACUCCUCGUUCCACUCCCACAUUAGGCAAAAGCUAUGACCGUGAAGCACAUGAGGCUAUCAUUAGGGAAAACUUAAUUCCUUCCCCAUCUAAUGGUUGUGCUAUUAAUACCGAAUUUCAUAAUAAAGAAUCACCAGUAUCUCUACCUGAAUUAAUACUUGCUCUUAUUAAUAUUGUUUCUAAGUCAAAUUCUAGUUCACCGUCCCACGCUGCCUAUAUAAUUGAUAAGUGUAUGAGAGUCAUUCAAGAUGGCGAUGCAAGCUAAGCUGCUACAGUGGAACUGUCGCAGCAUAGUUAGUAAAAAAAGUGAAAUUAUAUACUUGCUAAACAAAUAUAAGCCAUUUGUCUUUGCUUUAGCAGAGACAUGGCUCAAACCCAUGCAAAAUUUUAAAGUGCAUGGAUAUACCUCUGUCAGAGAUGACAGACCUGAUGGGUAUGGUGGUACUGCACUUUUAGUUAAAAGCUCAGUGCCAUUUUCUAUUAUCUCACUACCUUCCCAUUCUGUAAAUAUGUCAAUUGUAGCUAUA